Molecule: messenger RNA, 3474 nt
Organism: Dunckerocampus dactyliophorus (ringed pipefish)
Lineage: Eukaryota; Metazoa; Chordata; Actinopteri; Syngnathiformes; Syngnathidae
Product: lamin-A-like
Exons: 13
Coding region: 309-2225 (638 amino acids)
Source: RefSeq, a predicted model, not a curated record
UGUGGUGCUCCGGCCCCUCCCUCCCUCAGCCUCGGCGAGCAGGAGCUACAUGAGCGCAGUUUGCCAGCCAGACACACACUCAAAUAUACACACGCGCACACACGCAGCCCGAGAGUGAGCGAGACUGCAUCCUCCAGCACUACUACUUCUUCUUCACCCUCUUCAGGACGUGCACGCUCACAGCAGCGAGCACACACACACACACACACACACACACUACUAGAAAACCUCCAUUUGCAGCAGGCCGCUCCUGAGAGCUUCCCGGCAGGAAAAGGAGCCAGUGACUCACCCCAUCAGCGCCCAUCGUCAUGGAAACGCCGAGCCAGAAACGCAGCAGCCGCGGCGCCGCCUCUCCGGCCCGCAUCACCCGGCUGCAGGAGAAGGAGGACCUGUGCAACCUCAACGACCGGCUGGCCGUGUACAUCGACAAGGUGCGCUCGCUGGAGACCGAGAACGCCGGCCUGCGCCUGCGCAUCUCCGAGUCCGAGUCGUCCGUCAGCCGUGACCUCAGCGGCAUCAAGGCGGCCUACGAGACCGAGUUGGCUGACGCCCGCAAGACCCUUGACCAGGUGGCCCGGGAGCGGGCGCGCCUGCAGCUGGAGCUGGGCAAGGUCAAGGAGGAGUACAAGGAGCUUAAAGCCAGGAACAGCAAGAAGGAGUCGGACCUGGAUGCGGCCCUGGCCCGCCUCAGAGACCUGGAGGCGAUGCUCAAUUCCAAAGAUGCCUCCCUCAGCACGGCCCUGGGGGAGAAGCGGGUCCUGGAGGCCGAGGUGAAGGAGCUCAAGGCUCAGCUAGCCAAGUUGGAUGCAGCCCUGGCCGACGCCAAGAGGCAACUUCAGGACGAGAUGCUGAGGCGGGUGGACGCCGAGAACCGCCUGCAGACGCUGAAGGAGGAGCUGGAGUUCCAGAAGAACAUCUACAACGAGGAACUGCGCGAGUCGAGGCGGCGCCACGAGUCCCGCAUGGUGGAGGUGGACAGCGGGCGGCAGCUGGAGUUUGAGAGCAAGCUGGCGGAGGCGCUGGCCGAGCUGAGGGCGCAACACGAGGAGCAGGUUGGCCUCUUCAAAGCGGAGCUGGAGAAGACCUACAACUCCAAGUUGGAGAAUGCUCGCCAGUCGGCCGACAGGAACAGCCACCUCGUGGGCGCCGCCCAUGAAGAGCUGCAGCAGACGCGCAUUCGCAUGGAGGGCAUGUCGGGCCAGCUGAGCCAGCUGCAGAAACAGCUGUCCCUCAGCGAGGCCAAGGUGCGCGAGCUGGAAGAGACUCUGAGCAGGGAGCGCGACCUGAUGCGGCGGCGGCUGGAGGAGAAGGAGCGCGACAUGGCCGACAUGCGGGCUCGUCUGCAGAGGCAGCUGGACGAGUACCAGGAGCUGCUGGACAUCAAGCUGACGCUGGACAUGGAGAUCAACGCCUACAGGAAGCUGCUGGAGGGCGAGGAGGAGAGGUUGCGUCUGUCGCCCAGCCCUCCCCAGGCCAGGGUGACAGUGAGCCGCACCUCCGGCUCCUCCCACAGCCGUCUGGUCCACGCCACGGCCUCCAGCAGCCGCACCUCCUCGGGUGCGGCCAGCGCCAAGAAGCGGCGCCUCAACGACAACGACAGUGACACCUCCAGCGUGGUGGGCGGCACCGUCACCAAGACGCGCAUCAGCCAGCACGCCUCGGCCAGCGGCCGCAUCACUGUGGACGAGGUCGAUCUGGACGGAAAGUUUGUCCGCCUUAGCAACAAAAGCGACGAGGACCAAUCACUGGCCGGCUGGCAGGUGAAGAGACAGGUGGGCGAUGGCACCCCCAUCGUGUACAAGUUCCCCCACAAGUUCUCCCUGAAAGCUGGAGCCACCGUCACCAUUUGGGCCGCGUCCGGUGGCGGGAGCCAUACCCCCCCGUCCGACCUGGUGUGGAAGAGCCAGGACUCGUGGGGCACCGGCGACCUCCUGCAGACCACCCUCCUCAGCGCCGGUGGAGAGGAAAUGGCAAGCAGGAAAGUGACUCGCAGCCUCUUCCAAGAAGACGACGACGACAUGGGUGCUCACAGCACCAGCGGUGAGAACGAGUACAACCUGCGCAGCCGCACGGUCAUCUGCGACUCGUGCGGGCAGCCGUCGGACCGCGGCGCCGGCACGUGCGGCGGCGGCAUUGCGGAGGGCCUCGUGGGACAUUCCUUUUUCAUGGGCACUAACGAGCCCAGACAGAGUGGCGUCAAGCCUGAGAACUGCGUGAUGAUGUAAAAGCGGAUGACAGACAACGUUGCCUCCUCCCCUCCUGUACCGCACUUGGCAUCACUUUCCACUGCUGGGAUCUUUCUCUGCAUGUACUAUUUUUUAGUUUUGAAUUACUACUUCAUUUUGCCUUUUGUAUCUACUUGACGCGGCAGCUUCAAGAGUGCCUGAAGGCCACGAGCUUCGUCUUCCUUCAAUUGCGUAUAGUCCACUUGUGUUAUUGCAUGUGCUGCUGCUUCUGCUCUCUCACACACACACACACACACACACACACACACACACACACACACACACAGCUUGUUUGACCAGCGCAUCCAGUCAAGGUUCACGUUUAACGCUGUCAAAUCUCAACACGCACAGACGGUGAACCCUGAAGACGAGCGUGCCCAUGCAUCCUUCUAUGAAGCGUAUCAGCGUACACGACACACGCACUCUCAUGAAGAACAUCCACACAGGAAAGUGAAGCCAACGAGGCUCGUUAGUGACGUUUAUCAGAGAAAUUCCUUUCAUUUAAAUGUACUCCUGGAUCAAAAGUUUGUCGACAGCUUUUUUGUCAUCUCAGGGUGUUCUGCAAACUCUUUUUUUUUUUGUAUGCAAACAAGUCAGUUUUUUGUUCUUGAAUUAUUUCUUGCCAUAAAUUGGGUUGUUUUGUUUGCCAGAAUGUAUGAAAGCAUUUAUCAAUGCCAAAGAUGGUAACCAAGGCGACCCGGGGUGUCUUCUUAUGUGCCUGGUGCCACAUAUUCAGAGCUGAUGGUGUUUGACUAAAUCAUUGCGAUUGUGCUACAAGUUUAUUUAAAAAAAACAUUCAAACUGCCAACGUGCCUUCAGACGUCUUUGCUAGCUUGCAUCGCUUGUUGCAGGUUGGGAUGUGUCUUUUUCGGGCUUUAUGGAAUAUUUUGUACUGUAGUCAAGCAUAGCAAAGCAUUUAUGGAAAAUACUUGAUGGCUGUUUUUUUGUUUCUCUUUCCUAUGACGCUUAAUCAAAGAUAGAUGUUAUUUUUUGUUCCCCGAAAAGUGCCUUACAGUCAUCUCCGAAGACAAGAGUAGAAAAUCAUGUAAACAUUGGAGCUUUUUUUUCCUGACUGAAACGUUUUCAGGUCAUUCUGUGUCAGAUUGAUGCUGUUCAUUGAACAUUUUGGAUUCAUAUUUGUCAUCACAGUCGUGAUCUCUCUGAGAUGUGUCUUGAGCAAAGCCAUAGAGGUGAUGAAUUGUAUUUUUGUGCUUCUUUUCCAAGAUAAAAAACAAUGUUUUUCUUGCAA